Molecule: messenger RNA, 5591 nt
Organism: Acipenser ruthenus (sterlet)
Lineage: Eukaryota; Metazoa; Chordata; Actinopteri; Acipenseriformes; Acipenseridae
Product: zinc finger protein 852-like
Exons: 3
Coding region: 824-1897 (357 amino acids)
Biological process (GO): regulation of transcription by RNA polymerase II
Molecular function (GO): DNA-binding transcription factor activity; RNA polymerase II cis-regulatory region sequence-specific DNA binding
Source: RefSeq, a predicted model, not a curated record
ACCGUCACUUUGUAAAACAUUCCGAUUUUAAAAAAGAAAACAAAGUCCAAUGUGUUAAUAAGUCAGAUACAAUACAAUAACCCCACACUCGCAGCCGCUUUGGAAUACAAAGCACAUUGAACAAGCGCAGUACAACAAAGCAGAGUGACGAAACUGGCGCCGUUGUGAAUCGACACAGGAUAUUGUAUAAUAAAACACACCGUAGUAAGAGCCACCAUGGCGACCUCUAGUAUCCUGCUUCAUACCUCCUCACCGCGAUCCCGCCCGUGCUUCGACAGGGAGGUCAGCCAAUCAGACUCGCAAGCUGGGUUUUGGGUUUAUUCUGUAGCCAAUAAUACGCGACGUUCACGCACGCUGCUAGUGACGCUUUCAUUUGGUGCAGGAAAUUGAAACGUUUGCGUUGUUUAUAUGCUGUUGUGGGAGAGAGAGGUGGCUGUAGCUUCUGGUGUUUAAAGUAUUGGGUUGGGUUUAAAUGUUUUCUGCUGAUUUAUUAUUAUUUUUUUGUUAAUGUAUAAUCUUUACGGUGUUCCGAGACGGUCAUUUUCUGUUUUAUUUAAGAACUCAGACAGAGAGGAGCGUGUGAGUCAUAUUUACAGAGAUGUUUAAUACCUGGUCGAUAUGACUUUUUACUGAGAAAACAAACGCGUUAAGUUCAAGCAGACAUCUGCUGGGUUCGUAAAGACGAAAGUUACUCCUUAUUUAUCACACCAGAAUAAUUCAUGAUUUUAUAUGAAUGUUAAUUCUCUAGUAAAAAAGUAAAUACAAAUACAAUAAAGUCAAAGAGAAUUCCGCUACUCGAGUCUCAAGCUAACAGUCAGUGAAGAUGGACGUCAGCGUCUCCGUGUCGUUCUUUCAAGACGAGCUCGCCUCUACCAUCGAGCACGCAGUGAAAGCGGCUGUAGACACCGUCUUGUGCCAAAUCACAAAAGUUGUCGGCGGCAAAUUCACUGAAUUCCGAAUGGAAAUGGCUGGAAAGGAGAAAGAGAAUGAAAGUCUGAAGCUGAGAUUGGAAAUAUCAGAGAGCGAGUUGAAAGCAGUGCGGGAAUGCAUGAACGCUGCAGAUGCAGACAUUAAACAACCUCUCAGAAACAUGAACCCCGACUGCAAUGAACAAGACUUUCAGAGGAACGAGAACCAGGGAUUAUUUCAAGAUCCCAAAGAGAGCCGUGCUAUUUCUAAACCUGAAGCACAGGAGGGGCCAAGGAUAGAAUCAGUUCACACACAAGAGGAGUCCUUUGACCAGGAGUGGUGUGCAAGUCUAAAGCAGGUUGCAAAGCUGACAUUUGUUAAAGAUGAAGAGGUCCCUCGACUGGAAUGUGUUCCUAUUAAAGAGGAAUUCAUAGAACAUGAAUGUGUCUCCAUUGCAGAGGAAGUUCCUACUGAAAAUAAUGUCUGUACACUUGAGGAGAACAACCAGCUGGGAUCCAGCCUGUGUGAUGAUUGUCCACCUGAAUGUGAACUGGGAUUUAGAGGAGAGACUCCAUUUCCCUAUGCUGAUUGUCAUUCAUCACACCUUAAAAUCGACCAGCGCGCUGACAAAGGAGAGAAACCUUAUCGCUGCACUGAGUGUGGGAAGAGUUUCACAAAGUUACAAAAUCUUAAAAGACACCAGCAUGUUCACACAGGAGAGAAACCUUAUCACUGCAUUGAGUGUGGGACGAGAUUCAGUCGUUUAUCAAACCUUAAAAGACAUGUGCGCAGUCACACAGGAGAGAAACCUUAUUACUGCACUCAGUGUGGGAAGAGUUUCACGCGAUUAGGGAGUCUUCAGUCACAUCAGCGCACUCACACAGGAGAGAAACCUUAUCACUGCAGUGAGUGUGGGAAGAGUUUCACACGAUUUGGGAGUCUUCAAUCACAUCAGUGCAUUCUCACAGGAGAGAAACCUUAUGACUGAUCUCAAUGUGAUCUCACAUAUUUAAGUUCUUUGAAAAUCAACCAGCAGUCUCACAAAAAUUAGUCUUAUCGAUGUAAUGAAUGUCUGAAGAGGUUGUCACUUAUCAGACCUUAAAAGACACUGUACAAUUCACACGAGAGUGAAGCCCUAUCCCUCCACUGAAUGAGGGAAGAAUUUCAGCCAGUUACUGGGUCUUGAAGGACACAAGAGAGUUCACCAGCAUUUCAACCACUUGAGGACCUAAACACCAGGUCGAAAUUUGACUAAUACAGAAAUAUUGAUUGAAAACAAAAGAAUAAACAUGCUUGAUAAAUGAUGUUACUCCUAAUCACUUGAGGUCAAAAACUCAAAGAUGGAAAAUAUGAACUACUACAUCUUGUUUGGAACAUUCAUCAUCUUGUAGACCAUUCUGAUUUUGUUACGUCCCAUUAGUAAUCUAUGGAAUAGAUUGCAAUUGUGUCUGCAAGAUGCUGAGUUUCCUAGUUUGAACAUUAGGAUUAUUUUAUGUAACUCCCUACUUGUGACCAAGUCUCCAGCUCUUUCAAGUCAGUGCUAAGCUUUGGUCAAUUCUGAACUUCACACCUCAAACAGUUUUGUUGUUGCCAGACCCUGACUGCAAUAUAACCCCCCUCCCCCCAUAUGUAUUUUCUCAAUGGAAAUCAAAAAACAUCUAGGGGACACAGAAAGGGACACCAUCUUAAAUUGUUGUGUACAGUCUGCGCCACCCAAUCGGGAUACCGAUAGUCAGGAUUGCUGCUUAAAUUAGAUCCCAAUGCUAUUUCUGUCAUUUAAUUGGGAUACAGUAUUUUCAAAUGAUGAAUGGAGAUCGCUUUUCAGAGCAAGACAGGUCGCAUAGCACAGUGCAGUGAGUACGUGAUUACGCUGUGAUUUGUGUAAAUUGCGUUAACCACAUUGAACUCUUGAAGAAGGAGGAGUCUCCUGUGGUUUCUCAGGCUGCUGUUGCAAAGAAAGUUGCGUGUCAACAUCACAGGUGCUAUUUAAUUUUGUUUAAGAAUAAAAAAAAAACAGCGACUUGUAUUUCAAAUUAUGUAUUUAACAUUUCAUCACAAUGUGAUGCGAUUUCAUUCUUUUUCUUUUCAAUAAGAAUCAAGAAAGUGUGACUAAGGUCGUCUCAACUGCCUCUCGUUUAACUGGGACAGCCAAUUAAUACCUUUAUGAUACGUUAGGCUACAGCAGUGUUGUAAUCGAGUCAUAAAAAUUGGGAGUCGAGUCACGGGGUAGAGUCAAGUCUUUGACAUGCCAAGCUUGAAUCGAGUCAGAGAGUUUGCUCGAGUCGAGUCACCUAUCUGGCUCAAAUCAAUUCAAGUCAUUAGUUCUGACAGUUCAAGACAGUUUGAUUUAAUCAGAUUCAUUUUACAGGAGAUCAGCAAUCUACAAGUAAAAAGAAAAGAACAUUUCAAUUAAAAAUACAAAAUUGAGAUGCACAGUAAUGUGGUCAUACUUGCCUGACUGAUGUUCACUGUUAAAGGUCCUUGUGUUUUGUCUCAAUUUCAGUGAAUUCACGAUUCCUUGGCCUAUUUAUAAGCAGAUUUUGUUAGUGACCGUACAGAGGCCCUGUUACCUCUGCUUAAUUGGGUUGAAUGUACAGUAAUGGAUACCACAAAACAAAAGAAUGCAUUUAACCCUGUAUUUACAAUUUUACAAUUUUUCACUUUCUCAAUAGUGAAACUCCCUGAUAGUUUUUUUUUUUUUCAGACACCUUUACCAUGUGAAAGGAAAUUGUGUCAUUAAAUUUUAUAAUUCAUAUAGAGAUCUUCCUUCUUGGCCUUAAAACACAUCAGUUACAAAGGAAAACAGUCCAAGUAAUGCAACUGAGGUCAAAUCAGAGUUUAAAAUCAUUGCAUCCUCGCACAUCUAUGCUCCAGUUCAAAAUCAAUAAACUCAACCUAACUUGAUUAAUAUGACAGAAAGAAAUAUAUUUUGAAAGGCUAAGAGUUUAGCAUUGUAAUGUGUGUUAGAAAAGAAGUAUUUUUCAUUAUUUUCAGAUAAAGGGUUUUUCACAAAUACAUUUAAAAAAAAAAAAAAUAGCUAAAAUAUUUCACACAAAACACAUCACACCAUAAGCCCUUUAACCACCUAUACUUAGCACAAUAAAAUCCCAGUUGUUUGUCCAAAUAAAAUCAUCAACGUACAAUUUGCUAACGUAAAAGACUGGUAUUGUAGCUGCUGUUUCAUAAACACAUGCAACAUAACCCAGCAGCACAAACUAACACAUUGCUGAUGUAAUAAUUGAUCUGUUCACCCACUAUGUCAAAAUCCACAGACCACUUCUUAAAAAAAAAUCUUUGAAAACAAUGCAGUUCCGUCCUCAACCUCCAUUUGUCUGGCAAUGUUUAUUGUGCCUAUUCCCAAAAUCAUGCUGCUGUGGUUUGGUCUGCCCAUUUUUGUUUUUAUGAAUUUAUUCUUUAAAAAAAGCAAAGUGUUUUAACCAAACUAACUCUAAACCAUCUGUCCUGAAUCCUUAAAUUAAUCAAACAUGUCUAGAGCUGAUUAACUCAAUUUGGGAAUUCUGGAAAACAAAGAUGAUUGUGCACAGCUUCAUGAUCAUCUGUACAUGUGCUGCCAUGCUAGUGGUUGUAGAAGGAUACGGAAUGUAAAAAAAUAAAUACAAUUAUUAAAGCUCCAGAGGGUUGUGUUCAUUUCUUGUACAGUGCAUUAUUACGUUUAAUUUUGUGUGCAAAGCAUUUAAGUUUAUAAGCUUGUACAUGAGUUUGGAUUCGCAAAUUGUUUUUGUUUUCAAUUAUUUAUUUAUUUUUAAAAACAUAGUAUAUCUAUAGAUCAAUGUACAUUAAACCAGACAGCAAACACUAACCCCCUGUUCUAUGGCAUUGAAGUUUUAAGCUUACGUAAAUAAAAAUCUGUUGAUUGACCCAAAAAACAAUUAUUGAUUGAUAAGAAAUACCAAAUAAUUAUUGAUUGGCAUUUCUCAGUGCUGGCAGGAUGCAGACUGCUUAUUUCUUUCCCUGUCUACUCCAUAGUUCUGCUGCCGUUCUUCUCUCUGUCUACUCCAUAGAAAAACGUCCCGUGUGAAAUGCUUUUCUGGGUUUGCAUUCGCUCAGUUUAUUUUACUCGCGUAAACCGGGCUUUUCACCCGAUGUCAUGCAAAUCAAUGGGAAAGGUGGGGGUUGAUAUGUAAAUUAACCAUGCGUAAAGAACUCGUGCUGUUUUUGAAGAUUACUAGUGACAUUUUGUGAAAAUGUGGUUUCCAUGUGCAGAGAACUGGUACACGAGUGAAUCUAAGCUGCUGUAAUGAAGCAAAAUACCCUGUGCCUGCUUGGUUAAUAAUGUGCUUUAUUAUUAUUAUUAUUAGUUUAUUUAGCAGACGCCUUUAUUCAAGGCGACUUACAGAGACUAGGGUGUGUGAACUAUGCAUCAGCUGCACAGUCACUUACAACUACGUCUCACGCGAAAGACGGAGCACAAGGAGGUUAAGUGACUUGCUCAGAGUCACACAAUGAGUCAGUGUCUGAGGUGGGAUUUGAUCCGGGGACCUCAUGGUUACAAGCUCUUUUCUGUAACCACUGGACCACACAGCCUCCUUUACUGCUCUUAACCAAAUUGUUUUUCAAAUUGAGGAGGCUCGUGCUGUCAGAGAUGCUCUUUCUUUUAAGUCAUGUUGGAUUUACUGCUUUGUUAAAUAUUAAUGAUGCAAACAAAUAAAACACAAUCAAUA